CGUUUUUUUUUUUUGACCUGCCAGCUAAACGGUGCGUACAGUUGCUUCCCGCGCUCUACUUGUUAACAUUAUAUGGAGGAUGGUAGGGUGGAACCCUAGCUCCAAAUGGAAGGACGGCAUGGAAGUGAUGUUGAAAGAGAAGAUGACGAUUCGCUUAGCGAGCUGCUUCGAGACCGAUUCAGACUCUGCACCAUCUCGAUCGCCGAAUCUGAAGCAAAGAAUGUUGGAAUGGACCUAUCUGGACCAAUAAUUGCUUGCAUUUCCGAUUUAGCUUUUAAAUACACAGAAGAGCUGGCAAAGGACCUUGAGCUGUUUGCUCAGCAUGCUGGUCGUAAAACUGUCACCAUGGAUGAUGUCAUACUUUCAGCUCAUAGAAAUGAAUAUGUAGCUGCCUCGUUGAGGUCCUUCUCCAAUGGUCUGAAAGCAAAAGAACCCCAAUCUGAGAGAAAAAAGAAAAGAAUGUCAAAAAAAGUAGACACGACUGCUAGUUCUGCACAUAUUCAUGAUCUUUAACAAAAGUACGACAUCUCAGGAAAUUGUGUAUUAUCACAUGCUAAAUUGUCAAAUGAAAAGGCCCAGUACUAUAUAAAAGCCAUGAUGCUGUUAAACUUGAAGCAGUUAGUUAACAGUUUCCGUUAGUCUUCUCUGUCUGUCACUGGUCAAGGGAUUUGUAUGAAUAUAUUGGAUCUACGCUUUUGAAUAUCAGCUAGCAAAAGACUACAGAUAUUUCUUCCUGCAA
This is a messenger RNA of Ricinus communis (castor bean), 739 nucleotides long. Its product is annotated as protein MHF1 homolog. Gene Ontology annotation, cellular component: Fanconi anaemia nuclear complex; FANCM-MHF complex. NCBI's taxonomy places the organism in Eukaryota, Viridiplantae, Streptophyta, Magnoliopsida, Malpighiales, Euphorbiaceae. Gene Ontology annotation, molecular function: protein heterodimerization activity; chromatin binding. Gene Ontology annotation, biological process: replication fork processing; resolution of meiotic recombination intermediates. The transcript has 4 exons. The record is from RefSeq and is a predicted model, not a curated record. The coding region runs from base 106 to 513 and encodes 135 amino acids.